This is a messenger RNA of Centropristis striata (black sea bass), 4201 nucleotides long. It is a transcript of the gene arhgap45b, whose product is annotated as Rho GTPase activating protein 45b. Bases 67 to 3753 code for a protein of 1228 amino acids. The record is from RefSeq and is a predicted model, not a curated record. Gene Ontology annotation, biological process: signal transduction; activation of GTPase activity. Lineage: Eukaryota; Metazoa; Chordata; Actinopteri; Perciformes; Serranidae. The transcript has 24 exons. Gene Ontology annotation, molecular function: GTPase activator activity. Gene Ontology annotation, cellular component: membrane.
AAGCUCUGGUGAGAUUCAGAAGUUGACUUUAGUUAGAAUGGGGACCGAGCUGUAGUGGGAAGGAGCAUGCUGAAACGUGUCGGCAAAGGCAGCUACAAGCCUUACUCUGCCAGUCUGAGAGUUAAGAAAGCUGACACUAAAAGCAAUGAGAAGCUGGAGAUACUACCCAACAAGCACAACGUAUGGCUGAAGCAGCUGUCUAUCCUCCAGGAGCAGCCUCGCAAAGAUGCAGGUGACAUCACCCUCUCUUCUUCACCAUCAUCCUCUUCCUCCUCUUCCAUGCUCACCCCGACUGCUGCCGGGCUGCAGGACCCCUCCCUGUCCUGCCCCGGCACCCCCAGCACCCAGCACGGCAAGCUGGCUGCGAUGCAAGGGGUGGGCUGCCCGUCUCCUGUGGCCACGCUGAAGAGGCCCACAGCACUCAGCAGACACGCCAGCGCUGCAGGGUUCCCGCUCCAGUCGUGGGUGUUCACUAAAGGUCAGGGGAAAGGGGCCCUGACCCCGACCACUCCGUCUGAAGGUCCAGAGAGCACGGCCAUAGAGGUGGAGGACAUCCCGGCCCUGCUGAGGGACGUAGCUCGCUUCGCAGAGGCUGUGGAGAAGCUGAAGGAUGUGGUGCUGGCUGAAGGUAAGGAGAGCCAGCGGCCUGUGGCUCACGAGUGUUUGGGGGAGGUCCUACGGGUGCUGCGUCAGGUCAUCAACACCUACCCUCUGCUCAACACUGUGGAGAUCCUCACUGCCGCCGGAAAGCUCAUAUCCAAGGUCAAAGGUUUCCACUAUGAGGCUUGUAACGAGGCAGAUAAAAAGGACUUUGAGAAGGCAAUUGAAACCAUUGCAGUUGCUUUUAGCAGCAAUGUGUCUGAACUGUUGAUGGGAGAGGUGGACAGCAGCACGCUGCUCUCCCUGCUGCCCACUGAGAAGACCAGGUCGAUGGAAAACUUGUAUGCUGCGACAGGCCAGGGAGCAGACGGGGGACAGUUCAGGAGCGACCUGCAGGACAUGGGCAGAGCUGAGGAAGUGGAUGUGAUCCUGCAGCACAGCGAGGGAGGGGUGGACUCUGCUCUGCUCUACGCCAAAACCAUCUCUAAGUACAUGAAGGACCUGAUGAGCUACGUGGAGAAAAGAACGUCAUUGGAGGCUGAGUUCUCCAAAGGCCUCCAGAGAUUGUACCAGUCCUGCAAACACAGCAUAACACAUCCCCAGAUGCCCCUCUUCUCCAUCUACUCUCUGGCUCUGGAGCAGGACCAGGAGCAGAGUGUGGGGCUGCAGCAGGCCACCACCACACUGCACACACAGACCUUCAUCCAGCCUCUGUCGCAGCGGAAACAGGAGCAUGAAAAGAGACGUAAGGAGAUCAAGGAUCAUUGGAUUCGAGCUAAAAGAAAACUGAUGGAGUGUGAGGCGAAUCUGCGGAAAGCCAAGCAAGGUUACAUGGUCCGCUGCGAGGAGUACGAAAAGGCCAAAACAGCAGCCUGUCGAGCUGAGGAGGAGGGAGGAGGGUCUACAGCAAAGUCUGUGGAGAAGAAGAAACGAGUUGAGGAGGAGGCGCGCAACAAGUCAGACGAGGCGGAGGCCACCUACCGGACUUGUAUAGCAGAUGCCACCGCUCAGCAGAUGGAGCUGGAGCACACAAAGGUCACAGUGCUGAGACAACUGCAGGACGUCAUCAAACAGAGUGACCAGACCAUCCGCUCGGCGACCAUCUCGUACUACCAGCUCAUGCACAUGCAGACGGUAGCCUUGCCGGUCCACUACCAGACUCUGUGUGAGAGCAGUAAGCUGUACGACCCCGGCCAGCAGUACGCCGCACACGUGCGAGAUCUGCAGCUGCCGGAGCAGCCGAGCGCUCAGUACACAUUUGAGAACUACUCUCCCUCCAGCUCAUCACAGAGCCACAGACCGAGGAAUGACAGUUUCAACAACGAGCUGAUGAGCCACAAAGACAGUCCUGCCUCCAGUGUGGACACAGCAGCUGCAGACAACAGAGACACAUUGGCUCAACGCAAGAGGCAGGGCCACAAGUCGUGGGGUUCAACAGUGAGCGAUGACAGUGUUGGAGGAGAGGGAGGCCUCGAGUCUCCUUCUGCCAGCACAAGUGACAUCAGUAAAAUUGCCCGGACGUCAUCCACUGGAACGAUGUCGUCCAAUGAGGACGCAGACGAGAAAGAUGGAAAUGUGAACUCAUUUGAAACUCCAAACAUAAACGGCAUGGAUCCUGAUGUGGGGGCGUCCACCAGACCUUUCCGUAACGUCGGCCUGUCUAAAGCAGCUCAGACCCAUCGACUGAGGAAACUACGGACUCCUUCCAAAUGCCGCGAGUGUGACAGCUACGUUUACUUCCAGGGAGCAGAGUGUGAGGAGUGUUUCCUGGCAUGCCACAAACGCUGUCUGGAGACUCUGGCCAUCCAGUGCGGCCAUAAGAAGCUGCAGGGCCGUCUGCAGCUCUUCGGCAGGGACUUCUCUCAGGUAGCCAGCUGUGCCAGUGACGGCAUCCCCUUCAUCAUCACCAAGUGCAUCUCCGAGAUAGAGAGACGGGCGCUCAAGAUGAAGGGCAUCUACAGGGUGAACGGGGUCAAGACUCGUGUGGAGAAGCUGUGUCAGGCCUUUGAGAAUGGAAAGGAGCUGGUGGAGCUGUCCCAGUGUUCACCACAUGACAUCAGCAACGUCCUCAAGCUUUACCUCAGACAGCUGCCAGAGCCCAUCAUGCCGUUCCGCCUGUAUAACAGUCUGAUGGGUUUGGCGAAGGAGAGUCUGCAGAGUGAAGCAGAGACAGCAGAAGGAGAGGAGGCUGAGUCCAACAGUCACCCAGCACUGGGUAAAGGUCCGGAGCUGGUGGAUCUGGGCCCCGACACAGAUGCAGAGAUACUGGUCCUGGUGGACAAGCUGAAGGAGCAUCUGAAAGAUCUGCCGAAGGCUAACAUCGCUACACUUCGCUACAUUAUUCGCCACCUUCGGAGGAUUGCAGAGCUAGAGGAAGAUAACAAGAUGAGUCCCAGUAACUUGGGUAUUGUGUUUGGCCCCUCACUGAUGCGUCCCCGUCCCACCGGGGCCACGAUCUCCCUGUCCUCUCUGGUUGAUUACCCCCACCAGGCCCGCAUCGUAGAAACCCUUAUAGUCUUCUAUUUAUCCAUCUUCCAGUCCAAAACCUCUCAGUCCAACAAAAGCGGUCGCUCUGCUUCCACCUCCACUCAGCAGGGUAGUGUGGCAGAUGACAAGAUAGGGAGCUCUGCUGAUGGAGAGGAGGAUGGAGGCAGAGAGGAGCCAAAUAAAGCAGAAUCUGACAAGAUGGAGGAGGGAUGUGAAAGUUCUUUAGGGUCACUGGGGUCUAGUGAGCAGCUCCCAGACUCUGACUCAGAGCUGGAUGAGAGCAGUCAGAGGUCUGCACAGUCACGCAGCAUGCAGAAACAGGAGAGCGAAGGGAGCAUGGACGACCGGCUGAGCUUCAGGGACAGUCUGGACCUGUCCAGCCAGUCUGCAGCCCAAACAGAACCAGAACAAGACGCGGAUCAGGACCACGACAGUCCCGACUUAGCAGAGCCCCCUGCACUGCCGGACAGCGGGCCACCAGAUGAAAACACGGAGGCAGAGCGGGACCUGAGCGCCACUCUGGCUGAGCUCAACGUGAACCAGUCCAACAACAACAAGUACCCGUGCUCCCCCGUUUUAAGCCUAUCGGGGCUUCCACUGGCUCGUCUCUGUGGAAAGAAAUUACCCCUGACCAGAAACAGGGACAGUGAGCCCGAGUUUGUCUAAUAUUGUUAUCAGAAUCAUUGUUUGUGUGUAAAGUCUGUUAGAGAUUAGCGACAGGAUGGUUGAUCUGGUUUUUACCCUUUUAAAAUCCAGCAAAACCUGCACUGAGGGGCAUACUGUGUUGUGUGCAUCAAGAUGAAAUUUUUGCAGGUGUGAAAUCUCUGCACGCUUACUGCUGAUUGAUGAGAUUUAUUCCUGUCAUUUCAAAAGGUUUUAACUAAAAAAAAAAUAAAGUAUUUUUGCUGUUUGUGUCUUUACUCGUUGCUCUUGCAAGCUUGAGGAAAGGUUGCUGGGAAGUCACAUCAGAAUGCAGAAUUUCAAAAUCUCUUUAAAGUGCUGCUGGUUUUAUUUCAGCACUAACAUUUAAAAAUAAAUUUAGCAGUAUCUUGUUGCCUGUUAUUUCCUUGUUAUGGAUGUUUGGAAUAUUUUAAUAAACAUUUAAUUUUAAAAA